UCAAUAAAUCCCAAAUUUUUGUGUAGCUUGUCACAUUAAAGAUAGCUCAGACAAAUAAUUAUUGAAAAGUCAAGCUAACAAAAUGAGGAAAGUUUGUUGGGCCUCAACUAAUUUUACUUCUUUUCUCUGUUUACUUGUUUAUAUACCUUUCUUGUUAUCUUUACUCAUUUUAAGGGAUCUGCUUUAAAAGUAUCUCUUUUUCUUAUGACACUAUCUAUUUGGUAAUCAUUCAUAUUCAUCUUUGAUUUGAGAUAGACAAAAUGUCACAAGUUCCCCUACUAUUUAAGUCAAGUAACUCAUUUUGUCAAUAUAUUCCAAAACUCUUCUUCACUUUCAAAAACACUGUCAUCAAGAUAGAAAGUUAAUGGAGAACCUGUCAUCAAGAUGUGCAUAGAAUAGACCAAGAAAUGUCCAAAGAAAAAAACUCCAAGCACAAUCCAUCAAAUCUAGUUGCCAAAUUAAUGGGGCUUGAAACCCUUCCAAAGGGAGAGCCUAAUUUAUCGAAAGAUUAUUCUCAAGAUAUUUAUGGUCAUCUAGGGUGGCCAUUGAAACAUCGAAAGGUGGAAGAUAGGUUUAUGAUGUGUAAUAAGGAAGUUCAUCAUUCAAGCGCGGAACAGAUUGGUUACAGAGAUGGAUAUGAAACAUGGCUGCAAUCGCAUAGAGGAAGGUGGAGGGAAGAUUUUGAUGAGGGAAAAAUGGCUCUUGUUCAUCAGAAAUUCAUCGAGGCGAAGAAUAUGUCGACACACGAGGCGCUGCGCCAGUCCAAGCAAUUUGAAGAUGCAUUGGAUAUUUUAAGCUCAAACAAUGAUCUCUUGGUCAGGUUUUUGGAUUCGCAAAAGCUUUAUCAACUUCCCUCUACUCCAUCUGACGAUGCAAAUCGCAUUACCCUUAUCAAACCUUUGAAGAUGUUUGGAAAUGACAAAUCUUGUGGAAAGAGUAAGAAGAAUGAUAGAUUGAUUAAGAAACCAGCAAAUUCUGAUCAAACAAAUGUAAGGGAGAAUAUUAAUCGUGGAUACUCUCAGGAUUCUACUCGAAUAGUGGUAUUGAAGCCUAGUCCUGGAAGGACUCAUAUGGUUUCUCCGAGAACUCAAUCACCUCAAAGUUUCUAUCAGGGAAAUGGAAAUGAUGAAGUACUCGAGUCCAUAAAAGUGUCGAAAGAGAUGACAUUGCAAAUGCAUCCAAAUGAUAAAACUUUACAUUCUUCAGUAUUUUCCAGUGGCUAUUCAAGUGAUGAGAGCUUUGACAAAUCUUAUCAUGAUUUGGAAGCUAUGUCGCCAAUGCCAAGACAUUCAUGGGAUUGCAUCAUCAAUGUAUGUGGAAGUCCUUAUUCUACACAAUCCUUGGGUCGUGCAACGUGUUCUCCCGAGUCAUUGGUGUGCAUAGAGGCAAAGAAACGGCUUUCCGAAAGAUGGAACGUUAUAACAUCUGUUGAAAAAGGUCAUCAAGAACAUAGCUGUGUGACAGGAAACUCUACUCUCGGUGAAAUGCUUUCUCUUUCCCUCGUAAAAAAAUCAGUAACAUCUGAGGUUGAAAGUGCGAAUAAACACCAAGAAGAACCAAGCAAAUCUGUUUCUUGCAGUCAAUCUUUCAAUGAAGAAAUGAGCAUAGAUGAUUCUCCUCAAAAUGUUUCUCUGUCAAAUUCUGUUCCUGCAUCUUCUACUGUCUAUGAACCUGACCUCAGCGUUGACGCUGACAAAGAACAUGGCUCCAAGGUGGUGGCAAAGUCAAAGCGUAAGAGAUCAUCAUUUAAAGGGAAGGUUGCAAGUUUCUUGUUUUCAAUGAGUAAAAAAUCAACCAAGAAAAAAUCUAGCACAUCUCAACCAAAAGACGAAUUCGAAUCGGCUGUCACCGAAACAUCGAUACCGCAAGCAAAUUCACCUGGAGUCCUCGGAGAUAAUGUGUCUCAAAGCUUUAAUGUUGGUGAAUUUGAAGAAUCUCUUGCAGCUAAAUGUGAAUCAUUAGGCAAAACUUCAACAGAUUCAGUCUCUAGUGAACAAGAAGACAUGAUUACACUAGAGCCUGGAUCAAGUGAGUCAAAGCUUGUGGUGCUAGAGGUUUCAACUGAUAAACAGGAUCAGCCUAGUUCAAUCUCAGUGUUAGAAUCUACAUUUGAAGAUUACAAUACAGCUCAUGAGUCCUUGCAAUGCAUGAAAAGUGCUCACAUGGAAUCUCCGGAGCCUCUGAAGUCCAAUUUGAUUGACAAAUCACCACCUAUAGAAUCAGUAGCUAGGACCCUAUCAUGGGAUGAUGAUUCUUGUGGAGAGUUAACAAGUCAUUAUUAUAAUCCAUUGAAACCUCUAAGAACUUCUUCCUUAGAGACCAAGUUAGAGGAACAUGAAUGGCUUCUCUUGGUCCAAAAGCUAUUAUCAGUAUCUGGACUUGAUGAUGAUGAUGAUCAAGAACAACAACAGUAUGAGUCAUUUCACACAAGAUUUCACUCCCUUGAAAGCCCAUUGGACCCAUCAUUGAGGGACACAUAUGCCAACAUAAAUGACAACAAGGACAAUACUCAGCCUCUUAAUGAGGCUAAGAGAAGGAAAAUGAGAUCAAAUAAAAAACUUAUAUUUGAUUGUGUUAAUGAUGCAUUAUUGGAAGUUGUUAGUUGUGAUGAUGGGUCAGAGAAUUACUUCAAGAUGUACUGUGGGACCAACAGAAGGACCUUCCAGUUACAAGAGGGUUCAUGUUUGAUGGACCACAUUGUGGCCUAUAUGAAGGAAUUAAUAGCAAAUGGGAUGAGGUUUGUUUGGGGUGGGGACAGUCACAGCCUGGUUGUAGAAAAUGUUGUUAGGAAAGAGGUUGUGCAUGUUGGGUUGGUCGAGGUAAUGAGAAUGGAGAUUGAAGCUUUGGGAAGGGAAAUAGAAGAAACUAUCAUAGAAGAACUUGUGGAGAAUGUUGUGCUUGAUAUUACAAGCAGAUGAGUUUUUUUUUCACAACACUUUGUACUUAAUAGUGAAUCGCGAAUAACAGUGAUUUGUUUCAAUUCUGCUAUGCGAUAGCGAUACAGCUAUAGUGCAGCUAUUUGACAACACUGGUUUUAUGCUUGUAAUUUCAAAUAACUAAAUAAAUAUUGAUGUAAUGUAACUCUAUUAUUGUUGCAUUUGUUAUGUAUCUACAUGGCCCUAUUCACCUAA
Molecule: messenger RNA, 3131 nt
Organism: Lathyrus oleraceus (garden pea)
Lineage: Eukaryota; Viridiplantae; Streptophyta; Magnoliopsida; Fabales; Fabaceae
Exons: 4
Coding region: 408-2918 (836 amino acids)
Source: RefSeq, a predicted model, not a curated record